This is a messenger RNA of Grosmannia clavigera kw1407, 1845 nucleotides long. RefSeq names its product tyrosinase. The coding region runs from base 1 to 1845 and encodes 614 amino acids. Gene Ontology annotation, molecular function: oxidoreductase activity. The transcript is spliced from 2 exons. The record is from RefSeq and is a predicted model, not a curated record. NCBI's taxonomy places the organism in Eukaryota, Fungi, Ascomycota, Sordariomycetes, Ophiostomatales, Ophiostomataceae.
AUGGGAAGAGACAAGAAGACGGUGCAACUUCGCGAGGACGUUUACGAACUCCAAAAAGCCUACGACGACAAGGACCCUGAUAGCAAAGAGACACAGCGAAAGAAAUUGGUCAUGCAGAAAGUCUUGUGGUCGUUCCACAUAAUCCAGCAGCUCGACCCAAAGGACCCCAACUCCUUCUUCCAGAUUGCUGGCUAUCAUGGCAUGCCAUUCCGGGGCGCGGGCUGGGGCAAUCCGUCUUGGUGGGGCGGCUACUGUAACCAUGGCAAUGUGCUGUUCCCUACCUGGCACCGCGCGUACUUGCUGCGUCUCGAGAAUGCCCUACGCAGUGUCAAGGGCUGCGAAGAUGUCGCCCUCCCCUACUGGAACGAGACUAGCUCGGGCACACGACACAACGGCAUUCCCGACAUCUUUCUUCGACAGAAGGUUACGAUACCUAGUUCUAUUCAUGAGAAAUCCGAUUCGGACCUGGAAAUCGACAACCCCUUGCGGUCUUACACGUUUCAAGAUGGCAUAACGGACAACCUACAGCCAGUGCCCGACGCAGAUUACUCUAAGCCUAAAGGCUACGAGACGAAGCGAUACCCGUUCUCUGGACUCGCUAGCAGUUCCGAUAUUGCUGCAACCAACCAGCACAAUAUGCUGAUGACUAUUCUCAACGGCAAUGAUAACAACACAGACAAACUUCUCAACAAAAACGUGAGAGACUGGCUAAACAACUCGAUAACCCUGAGCAGCGGCCAGAAGUAUUCGACGAACACGGCUUGCAAGUAUGAGCAGUGCUUGAAGGCUCCCUCCUACACAGUAUUCUCCAACGCCACUUCGGCCGCCCAAUACAACGAUGACAUCUGCAAUAAUACGGGGGGGAAUUACGCGGACUCCAAGACCGGCUCUUCCAAUGGUCCCACCAGCUCUGCCGUCGUCUCCCUUGAAAGUGCCCACAAUGACAUGCAUCUGGCCGUCGGAGGUUUCAGUAUUCCUGGAAUGGGAGACUUCGAUCCUAUCAUUGGAGCCAAUGGAGAUAUGGGUGAGAACGACACGGCCGCGUUCGACCCUAUUUUCUACUUCCACCACUGCUUCAUCGACAAAGUCUUUUGGGACUGGCAGAAGACAUGGGACUCUACCUUGAACUCGCGGACUCAGCUGACAAUUGUGCCUGAAUAUCCUGGCACCAACUCGGUCGACUCCCAGGGCCCAACUCCAGGGGUUGCUGGAAACACCUGGCUGACUAUGAAGUCCCCCCUCGCCCCGUUCACCAAAAAUGACGAGCAGGAUGGCGACCCGCUUACCUCAAAUGAUGUCGUCAACAUUGUGUCGCAGCUGGGCUACAAGUAUUAUGACUGUGAUGACAAGACAUAUGAAAACGGCACCUCCUGCAAAGACGAAACAUGUGGCUGUCGUCAUGGUGCACAAAGAGCGUCCUUGGCGAACAAGGAGUCGCGCAGCUUGUUCGAGCUCCCAGUUGGCAACAGUGGGACCCCCGAAGAGAAGUCAAUGGAUGUCGUGCGCAUCUCAGGCGUCAACCGGGCAACAAUCAAGGGUUCCUUUGUCCUAGUCGCCCGCGCCACGAUAGACGGGCAGGAAUGUGUAGUAGGGACGGAGAGUGUUCUGAGUCGCUGGGGGCAGUCGGGUUGUGCCAAUUGCCAGAGCCAUCUUGGCGUCAAGGCUUUUGUGCCACUUUUUGGACUUGACCACAAGGUCCUUCACACCGUUAGGGUUGGCUUGCACGGCCACGAAACGAGUGUCGACAACCUCAACUCUAGUAGUGGUAUAAAGGGGGGCUGGCGCCUAGGCAAGAUGGGUACGCCGCAUGGAAUCCAACCUACGCCCGCCGCUCCAGCUCUCUAG